AUGCUCGAUAAACUAGCCAUUAAAGCUUCUUUGAAAGCUGGUGAAAAGGUAACAAUGAAAGCAUCAGAGAAACUGGCUGUGAAACUUGUUGAAAAAGCUGCUACGAAAGGAACAGUAAAAUUUUUUGGCAAAACAGCCGGAAAAUUAGUAAAGAAAUUGCCCUACGUUGGUGUAGCGGUUGGUCUGGCUUUCGGAUUAUGGCGAAUAAUCGACGAUCCGGAAGAUUGGCAAUCGUAUGCUCUGGCUGUUGGUGAAUUGAGUUCUGGUGUGAUAUCGGUAAUACCGGAAAUUGGAACAAUCGCGUCAAUGGCAAUUGAUGCAGGUCUAUUGGCUUUUGAUCUGAAGUAUGUGAAACAUGAACAAGAGACACAACAAGAACCACAACAGGCACAACAAGAUCCAGAACAAGCACAACAGGAACCAGAACCAGCACAACAGGAACCAGAGCAAACACAACAAGAACCAGAACAAGCACAGCAAGAAUCAGAACAAGCACAACAAGAAAUAGGUCAUGGCAGUGAACUAUAA
This is a messenger RNA of Rotaria sordida, 528 nucleotides long. NCBI's taxonomy places the organism in Eukaryota, Metazoa, Rotifera, Eurotatoria, Philodinida, Philodinidae. The record is from the annotation of a GenBank genome assembly.